Molecule: messenger RNA, 1497 nt
Organism: Rodentolepis nana
Lineage: Eukaryota; Metazoa; Platyhelminthes; Cestoda; Cyclophyllidea; Hymenolepididae
Source: the annotation of a GenBank genome assembly
UGUGAGCCAGUGUGGUUGGUGAGACGCAGUCGAAGAUCAUUAGAGAGUUGUUCCAAUUCAUCAGCUGAAUUCUUUUCGUUCGCUUCCACAAAGUCUAGACGCAAUCGAUCAAGACCUGGUAGUACCCAGGACAUCAUGGCGUCCUCCGUGCUCAAACGGAAUGCAGCGUUGGAAAAUACGGAGAUUAAACGCUGUCCAAGACGAGUUCUUUGUUCCAAAUCAGGUAUCAUAUUAUUGAUUUCCGUCAAUCGGUAAAGCCAUCGUAGAAUUUUUCCAUCACGGAAGUCUUCAGGACAGGUGGGGAAGAGUCGAUUUACCACUUGCAGGAGACCAAUGACCAACGUCUCCCAGUGUUGCUGUUGAACCAAGAAUUGGACAACAGAAGAAUCCAACGCGGUCGUUUGUCCUUCUCCACUCACCAUGACCAUCAACCGCUCUAUCAGAGCUAGCACCAGGAAUCCGGGAUGCGUGUUUAUUCUGCAAUUUAGAGAAUGUUGACGACGCCAAAUCGUUCGAAGUGACGUUUGCAUUGGAUGCGGCGGCGGCGGCGGCGGUGGUGGUGGCAUCAAAGUCAACAGCAUCAGCGAGGUAGGCCAUUAGGGUGUAGAAAAUGUUGCUGGCUGUUCGACGGACAGCUGGGUCGGCACAAGAAGCACAGGACCGAAGUGCUGGAAGAAUCACUUCAUGGGCUAUCAAAACAGCAUCCUCACUGUGACAGAGGACCAUAAUUGCUGCUCGAACGCCAUGCAAGGAGCAGGAAUCUCUUGAAUGCAGAAAAAGAGCAUUCGCAAUCAGCAUUUUCACCUUAUUGAACUCUGAUUUCAACUUUGUGGCUGCUAGCAUGUAACAAUAGCCAGCAAAAACUCCAGACGGAAGGGCCUUCAGAUUGAAUUCAAAAUAGCCCUGUGUACUGCGCUGCAUAAGGAGAGUAUGAAACGGUUCGGCGAAAUAAUUCUGUACAGCAGCGGCACCGAAUGUCUUUCCAUAUAAGGCGGCAUAAAGGCAGAGCUCCUUGCAUAGAGAGAGUACGGGGGAUGUUGACGGAAGUCCCCAAGGCGCACAGUAAUUUUCCUCAAGAAAGAUCUUCAUUAGAUCGCAAAAUUCCCGAGGCGAAAUUGGAUCCUGCUCAAGGUACUCGUGUGUUGUCGUAUUGUCUGUGGUUUCAAUCGAAGAAGAAGAGUUUGGCCUUGGUGAAAUGGCUCGCAACAUUUGGGCAAUACAAAGCAGAUGUUUGCUGCGCAAUUCAUCCAUAGCUGGCCACUCCUCUUUUAAUUCAGGUAAGGCAAUGGUAACCGGUUCGGAUAAUUCUAGCACUCCUCCUUCUUCAGUUUCCGUCGAUUUCUCAUCUUCCUCUUCCUCACCACCAGAGGAAUUUGGUUUCGCAUUCCUGCGUUUCUUAGACCGCUUUUGUGUGACUUUAUUACCACCACUCAAGAGGAAAUCGAAAGAAUUCACCAGCUGCUCGUAACACCUCUUGCCAAGUAUAUAUUGAAGUGA